Molecule: messenger RNA, 2479 nt
Organism: Megalops cyprinoides (Indo-Pacific tarpon)
Lineage: Eukaryota; Metazoa; Chordata; Actinopteri; Elopiformes; Megalopidae
Gene: narf
Product: nuclear prelamin A recognition factor
Exons: 12
Coding region: 399-1793 (464 amino acids)
Cellular component (GO): lamin filament
Molecular function (GO): lamin binding
Source: RefSeq, a predicted model, not a curated record
GCGCUGUCUCUUGCCUAGAGGACACAAUGGAGCCUACCGCACAAUAAGUCCCAGUACACGCGAUCUUUGGUUGUUUCAAGCGGUCAUCGCGCAGACUUUUUGUCAAACGUGGACGCUGGUUCUUGCGCUGCUGUAUAAUAUCUACUAUACAGUCACGGCUUCGCCAAUAGGUUGUUUUGGGAUUACACAACGCGCAGGUGUUAGCAAGAAAUCAACUGUUACACAUGUAAUAUAGCUAGCUAGCUAGCACACAGCAUGAACGUUAUUAUAGCAGCCAGCUAGCACUACACAGUCUCAGAGGACCUCUCCACACUGGUGCAGUCUGCACUGUCUGGCGGCCUUUGUCAAAAGGCAGAUGGGUACAUGCUUCUGUAAUUUAAAUCGAGUCUCUAAAGAAAAUGUCAGAAGUCAAUAUAGGAAGGCGAAAAGAAAAAUGUGAGAACUGCUCCAAGCAGCAGUGCAGCAAGAAACAGAGCGAUGAAGGCUCAGACUCCCUGCGGGAGAAGGCUGUGGUCAAUGGAGAGGUGAGUGAACCCCCGCAUGUGCAGCAGGUGUUGCUGAGCUCAUGCUUGUCCUGUGAGGGUUGCGUGUCUGAGGAGGAGAGCCAGCGCAUCUCCCAGCAGAACCUGCAGGAGGUCAAGGGAGUACUCAGCCUCAACAAGCGGUGCGAUGCCUCAAAACACAAGGUGCUGGUGGUCUCUGUGUGCCCCCAGUCUCUGCCCUUCUUCGCUGUCAAGUUUGGUCUGGGCAUCCCAGAGGCCACACAAAAACUCUGUGGCUUCUUGAAGAGCUUGGGAGUUCAUCAUGUUUUCGAUACAAUGCUGGCAGCUGGCUUCAGUAUCCUGGAGAGCCAGAGGGAGUUUGUUCAGAGACACAGACGCAGGCACCACGAUUCUCAUGCCCUCCCUAUGUUCACAUCCUCUUGUCCAGGAUGGAUACGCUAUGCAGAGCGGGUUUUGGGUAGUCUGGUCACCCCACAUAUAUGCACAGCCAAGUCCCCUCAACAGGUCAUGGGCUCUCUGGUCAAAGAUUUCUUCACAAGGCAACAGAAGCUGACCCCGGACAAGGUCUUCCAUGUGGUGGUGGCCCCCUGCUUUGACAAGAAGCUGGAGGCAGUGAGAGAAGAGUUUUACAACAGCGUGCUGGAGAGUCGUGACGUCGACUGUGUGCUCACCUCAGGAGAAAUAUUUCAUUUAAUGGAGGAGAUGAAAGUGACUGUUGAAGACGUGGAUUCCGUCCCUUUAGAUCACGUGUUUGGGGAGGCCGACGAAGCAGGCCUUGUGAGACACGAGGGCCGAGGCUCGGAGGGCUUCCUGGAACACAUCUUCAAAUAUGCUGCCAAGGAGCUGUUUGGCUUGGAGGUGGAGGAGAUAGUGUAUAAGACACUCAGGAACCGUGACUUCCAGGAGGUGACUCUGGAGCGUGAUGGGGAGACACUGCUGCAGUUUGCGGCAAUCUACGGGUUCCGCAACAUCCAGACACUGGUGCACCGCAUGAGAAAAGGCAGGGUGCCGUACCAGUUAGUGGAGGUGCUGUCCUGCCCAGGUGGCUGUCUGAGCGGGCGUGGUCAGUCAGAGGGCGAGGGAGGUCGUGUGGAUAAGGCCCUCUCUCAGCAGAUGGAAGAGGCCUACAGCAGUUUGCCUGUGAGGCUCCCGGAGAUGAAUCCUGAGCUUCAGCGGCUCUACCAGGACUGGCUGGAGGGCCAGGACUCCCCGCGCACACUGCAGGCCCUCCACACACAGUACUCCCAGCAGCGGCAGCCACAGACCCUGCCGCCCGACAUCCAGUGGUGAGGGGAGCGGCAGGCCCCCGCCCAGAGCUGCUGCCUGGCCCGGAGUUCCACGCACAGCAACAGCACACCUCGCCCGCAUGUUGCCGUCGGUUAUAUCCGGGAGCUCUUUUGUUUUUGGGAAAGGCACAUGACAAGAGGUGCUCCCUUGCCAAGCAUCUGGAGUCAUUUCCCAUGUAACACAUCUACUAAAUGAGUGAUAUUCCAUCAUCUAAAUCAGCAAUAACCCUGAAAUAACCCAUAAAUGCUCAAUGAAGGUUGUCUGGGGAUGAAUCAAGCCGUUUACAUGGGUUGAAUGUAAGUGUGGAAGUAUGAGUAUGAGGUGGAUAUCACCAUUGCAUCCCAGUUAAAUGAAAAUCCACAAAACGUCCAACAUAAAGUAAUUAUACUCAGUGCUGUUAAAUGUAUGGUGAUUCUUAUAUGUGUUACAGAAAGCAUACUGUGAUGUAAGACUAAGCUAGGCAUUGUCCACUGGGCUCAUCCCAAAAUAGUAAUAUUUUAAGUGGUCCUUGCAUAAUUGCAACCAUGGAAGUCAGGUUAGCAACAAGUGGUUUGUAGUUGUUCUCCCAAACUCACACCAUUUCCCUUGUUGAAAAUAAGGUGUCAUCAGUCUUGUCACCAUUUUCUAAUGUUGUCCAUCAGAAGUGCUCAAAGCAGAAUACAUCUGGUUCAGUGGUACUGAAGACAGUA